This is a messenger RNA of Nicotiana tabacum (common tobacco), 384 nucleotides long. The record is from RefSeq and is a predicted model, not a curated record. Lineage: Eukaryota; Viridiplantae; Streptophyta; Magnoliopsida; Solanales; Solanaceae.
AUGGCUGUUAUGCUUGUGGUUGGGGGGCUUACUUUAAGUCUGAUUAGUGCUUAUGCUCCUCAAGUAGGCUUGGGCAAGGAGGUCAAGAGGCAAUUCUGGGAUGACUUGGACGAAGUGGUGCGUAGUAUUCCGCGCACCGAGAAGAUUUUCAUUGGAAGGGAUUUCAAUGACCGGGCUAAUGUUGGGCGUUAUGACGAUGUGCAUGGAGGGUUCGGAUUUGGAGGUAGGAACAAGGGAGAACUUGGGAGCAACAGCGGGGACAAGAAGUUGUACAGGUUAGCCAAAGUGAGGAAGAGAAAGGCUCGUGACUUGGACCAAGUGAAGUGCAUCAAAGAUGAGGACGACAUAGCAUUGAUGAAAGACGCUCAUAUUAGAGGAAGAUAG